GGGUCCUGAGCCUCCCGCCCACAGGCAGCAGCAGCAGCAGCGAGCGCCGCUCUCCGCCGUCGUCACCGACACCGUUCACAUGUCGACCGCGGCGAGGAAGCGCUCCCCUCGGAACCGACCUGGGAGCGACAGUGUCGCUGUCGUCGCCGCCGCUGCCAUGAAGCGCGGAAACCCUGAUCGGGGAGGGUCCCCGUUGAAGGGCAGCAAGAGGCCCCGAGGCUUCAGCGACGACCGUGAGGGCAGAGGAGGGGCAGGGACGGGUGGGGGCCCCGGCCACAGGGGGUCAUCCGGCGGUGGUGGCGGGGGCCCUGGGUUGCUGGAACGCGGCCGCAGGUCGAGUGCCGAGCGUGGAGGAGACAAGGGCCCCCGCCGUGACGACAGAGAUUAUGCUUCCUCCGCCCUCGCCGGGGUUCGCACAAAAAGAGGUGAUGGUGGCGGUGGCGGCGGUGGUGGUGGUGGUGGUAACGCAGGUGGUGGUGGUGGUGGUGGGGGUAGCAGUGGCCGGCCCUCGGCUCCCACUGCGGAGUACAAAACGCUGCUUAUCAGCAACUUGGGUUCUCAGCUGUCAGACGAGGAGAUCGAGGAUGGCCUCUUCCGCGAGUUCAAGAAGUUUGGUGAUGUGAGCGUCAAGAUCACGUUAACACCGGCCGAGGGCAGGGUCGCCUAUGUGAACUUCCGGCGUGCGGACGACGCCCGGGACGCCCGGCAUGCCAAGGGCCGCCUGGUGCUCUACGAUCGCCUGCUCAAGAUUGAGGCCGUGUACCUCCACCACCAGCCACAGCAGCAGCCGCAGCAGCACCACCAUCACCACCACCACCGGCGGCGCAGCCCGUCGCCUCCGCCCACUGACUACGGGCCCUAUGGGGCCCCGGGUGCGUAUCCUUACAGCAUGCCGCCCCCGCCGCCGCCACCACCACCCCCGCCCAGGGGUCUGUCCCCCAGCCCGGGGGCACGUGGCAUGCGUGAGCCGAGACCCCGGCGUGCCAGCCUUGGGAGGGAGGAGCCACUGGCACGUGACAGGGGAGGAGGUGAUUGGGGAGGGGAGUACGGGACGUACGAGAGCAGGAUGAGGGGGGGCAGUGGUGUGUACCCGCCAAAUAGCGGACGUGGCGCGCUGCGGGACGAUGACGACCUGCACAUACUGCCUGAGGAUGACCAGAGGGCGACUCGCACGCUGUUCAUAGGCAACCUGGACACGGAGGUCACCGGCGCGGAUUUGAAACGAAUUUUUGAGCGCUUUGGCGUGGUGGAGGAGGUGGACAUAAAGCGCAACAUAAGGGGCCACUCGUACGGGUUCGUCAAGUUCCAAAACCUGGAUAUGGCGCACAGGGCCAAGGUGGCUAUGUCGCACAAAGUGAUUGGCAGGAGUCAGGUAAAAAUCGGUUAUGGUAAGGCUACGUGCACCACUCGCUUGUGGGUGGGUGGAUUGGGCCCUUGGAUCCACGUGGGGGCCCUGGCCAGGGAGUUUGACCGUUUUGGCACCAUUCGUUCGAUAGACUACAGGAAGGGCGACAACUUUGCUUACAUUCAGUACGAAAGUCUCGACGCUGCCAUGGCCGCCUGGGCACAGAUGCGUGGGUUUCACAUGCCGGGCUCUGAUCGCCGGCUGCGCCUAGAUUUCGCCGACAUGGAAGGGCAGAUUCGCUACCCCGACCCGCAGAUACACCCUUACCAGCCGCCCAUUGACGCCAUGCCGGACGGCUACACGAGCCACUUUGAUAACAGGGGCCGAGACCGAACUAGUCCUUUGAUGGCAGGCCCACACUACAGAGGAGGAGACCGUGGCUGGAACCACCAGGAUGGAAAUUGGGGGAGCCCCAACAAGGCCGGAGGGGGCAGAGGAGGAGGAGGAGGAGCAACCUUCGAUGUGUAUCCUCAAGCCGAUCGCGGCCGACACAGAGAUAGCUGGCCGCCGAAUGAACGGAUGCGCGAGUUCGGUGGCGUUCCUGGCUGGGAGGACAGGCGCCGCCGCAGGACACCACCACCCAUACCGCCCGAUGGCUACGGCCAUCGUGACCGCUCUCCAUUUGAAGAAAGGAACCGCGGCAGGCGCCGUUACGGCUCGUUGGAUCGCGGCAGGGAUGGCGGUGGGCCCAGUAGUGAUUCUGAACGUCUGGCAGGUCCUGAUGGUGUCCGCGGGCCUGUUGAAGACAAGCAGCGAGAACCAAACGGAUGUGAAAGCGGCAGAAAUGCUUCCCAAAAUGUUGAGCGCUCCCGCAGAACUAGUGAUAGUGAGCACGAGGGCAGGAAUAGAGUGGAUAAUUCCUUAAGAACAGAGAGUGGGAAGACCCCUCAGGUGCUGUCUGAAUAUGCUCAGAUUCUGAACCUUGCUUGGCAGGGUGUACUCGUCCUUAAAAACAGCUCGUUCCCAACGAGCAUGUACCUUGUCGAUGGCGACUUGAUCCUUGCGCGAGGCCUGCUGCAAGACAGCUCGUCUGGAGCACCAGCGACGCAGUUAAAGAUCACGCAACGCUUGCGUCUGGAUCAGCCGAAACUUGAUGAGGUGACUCGACGUGUUAAACAGGCGGGGCCUGACGGCCACUGCGUCCUCCUCGCUUUGCCCUCCCGUCCAAACUCGAACGAGGAGGCGAACAAAUCGGGCGACCCGAGGCCGCUGCGCAACCUGGUGUCGUACUUGAAGCAUAAGCAGGCGGCGGGAGUCAUCAGCUUACCCAUUGGUGGAGGCGGAAGCAAGGAGAAGGAGUCUGUUGGCGUGCUACAUACUUUCCCGCCGUGCGAAUUCUCCCAGCAGUACCUUCAAGAGCCCGCCAGGACGUUGGCCAAAACGGACGAGGACCAUCUCAUAGUCGUCAUCGUUCGGGGAACCGCUUAAAGCAACAGAAAUAGAAAAACAGCAGAAAAAGGCCAACGUCGAAAUCUUAUUUUUCCACAUCAUGACAAUUUGUUAUGCAUUCAAAUCCAGUUGUCUAAAGAAAAUACUCCCACAAAAAAUAUUAAACAGAAAAAAUGCCUGUCUGCAUAUCAGUGGAAAUUGAUUAUUGUUUCUGAAUGUCUAAAUUUUGGCUACAAGGCUUUUUUUUUAACUCUGCAAACAUUCAGUUCCGAUAAAACAAAAGUUGUUAAAGCUUGUAUGUUGUAAGUGUCAAAAGGUGUGCUUCUAUUUAGUCGUAUUUGUUUAUUCGCUGAUAUACAGAAUUCUGAAAAUAUGACGGGCAACUUUGAAGCAUUCUUGGUUGCAUGUAUUCUGUUAAAUAUUGUCCACAAUUGUAAAAUGGUAGUUAAAAAAGUAUGGUGUACAAACAUUGUGCAGUUGUUAAUGUUAUCCAUUUUGGGCACUGAAUAACUUUAAAGAGGAAAUUGUGUUAAUGUAAUAUUGGCACACCUAUGCUAUAUUAAUCCAGAUAGGGUCAUGAAAUUCCUUAACAUUUUGCUAAUUAUUUCUAAAUGAUAACUCAUUUAGUUUUAUGUAUACAAAUAAUAUUGUGGGUAGAUACUGUUCUAUAGUGCCUCCGUGAAAGCUCAACAGUGGAUUUGCUUACCUUUAAGAAUUUGAAGCCAAGUUCGAUACCAUUUGCAAGAAUUUUGUUUACUGAAAUUUUGAAUCUUCACAAGCAACCAAUCGACGCCACAAAGUUCUGCUCUGUCCCAUCAACAUGCUUCAGUUUGUUUCUGCAACACUCUACGCCAGUGAAAGUAAUGCCUGUUUGUAGUCCUGCCCUCCUGCUCUUCUGCUUGCCCACAACACCAAAAAGCAUAGAAACCUAUGGCUCAAAGAAGUGAAACUUGCCUUCAUGAAGAAAGAAAAGUGCACGUGAAAUUCAAGUGAAAUAAAGUUAUAUUUCAUUCCUUCCCCAAGUGUUCCAACAUGCCACCUGUAGUUCUUCAAAAGUGAAAUGCGUUCUCCCAGAAAGCCUGCGCCACUCCGUAUUGCUGUGAUUAUUGAUGAACUGUUCUACUGCCAACAACCUGUGCUUGCCACAAGGAGCAAAGCUGCAUCUUGAUGCAACGAGGAUGACCCCACCCAAACCCAAUCAGCGGUGCCCCAGAGAGCAAGGUGGUGCAUCCAUGCGACUCGCACCCAGCAGCAGACCGUGCCAGCGUCGCCUUGAGAUGCCGCCGUUGGAUGCCGGGAGUGUCGGAGACGUCCGGAGUGGGUGACCGGCAGUCAACACAUCCAGCCACACAGGGCUGUCGCCGACGCUCACCCCGAGGCAUCUCCCCGCAAGCGGCAAAGUGUGUCUGCGUCCACCGCAGCUUGCCAGCACCAACAGUUCCGCCGGCGAGCAUCGAGUCGACGGGCGAACAGCUGAUCCCAACGCACGGCUUCUCCGAGGCCCCCUCCUGCUGCUUUGCGCAAGAAUUUCCUGCACCUCCGCUGCAUGUGAUACCACUUUGUUAGUCCAGUGUGAAGAGACCAAGCACGCGUGCAGCGACAGAUUUCGAGUUUUGCUUGUUCCGCGUUGGAGUGAUCUGCAGCGAUUUUUGAAUACAGCCUUCUACCAGGCUCUCUCCGCUCUAGAUGGCUGUGCGGAAAAGUUUGUAAGCCUUGUCCAGUCAGCUGUGCACAGAAGUUGGUAGUAGAAUCAAGUUCAUCAAGAGGUACAUCUUAUUUGUUCUUACGCUUAAGGCGUCUAAUUCAUAAUAAUUUGCAUGCGCAAUAUAAAUAUUGGUCACUACAGCUUAAAUUCUGCUUCAUUCAGUUGCAUUAUUUUUUUUUUAUUCCUUUUUCAAUCAGUUUAUUGCACCUGCUGGGAAAUACUAGCUCAAGGUGGAAUGAAACAUACACAUUUAAAAUUUUUUAUUUUGUUAACAAUUUAAAAAACACUGCAGUUGUGUUAGCCUGUUGAAAACCGCAUUCACCAUAAACUGCACGGAGGGACGAAGGGAAAUUUUGCGAAAUUUGCAUUCUGUUUGCUCAACUCCAAAGACUUCACGUUGAUGUAAAUCGAAACAACUGCUCGACCAUUGAUGGCACUUGUGUGGUGGGGGUUCUGUUGGCCAGCAACAAGGUUUGUGUGUGUGGGUGGAGGGGGGGGCAAAAAAACCCAUCCUUUUGUUCCAGCUUCCAUCUCAGGUGAAACAUUCCUGGAGCCAAGGUUCACGUGUGGCAAAAAAAAAAAGUGAAAAAUCCAGCACGUGGAUGUAGAGAGAAGUGUUUCAUCGUUGAUGGAGAGGAGAUUUAAAGAGGGGCACGGCCGCUUUGCAGGUCUCAUGUUUGGCCAGUUUGCCCUCCCCGUGUCCUUUUGCCCCAAACAACAAAAAGCUGAUGUGCGGUCACACUCCUCGCCUGGGAUGUCGCGAGCGCUGGCCGCUGUUGAAAACAAUAACAAAAAAAACUUAACGAUGCGAAAUUGGGCCCGCUGGGGCCUACUUUUAGACUGAGAACAACCAGGAAAUACUGCCGUGCCCACCCAAGAUUUUCAACGCGUUCAUUGAACUAAUUCUCGUGAAGCCAAGGGUCAGGUUUUGACAAAGGAUGAUUUUAUUCACAAAUUUGCUGUGAUGUCAACAGCAAAGCAGAAGGGCAGGUGUCUUGAUAAAAAAAGUAGUUUUUUGAUUUGUAGUGAUGUUUUUUGGUACCUAUGUCUUCAUAUUUACAUACUUUUUUUUAAUUGUACUUGAUAUAGAUUAAAGACUUAUAAACAUUUUAGUGAUCACGUCUAAGAACAUGAACGGUUGUGGGUUUUCUUUAGCCCAUUUUUGGCAAGUUUUCCACUUGUACAAAGUAAGCGACACCUUAAUCUUUUCUCAAGUUCGAAGAACGAAACUCAAAGGUUCUAUGGAAUGACCUCGCGCCCCAUCUACAAAAACCGAUGGAAUUUGUGCAACAUUUCGAAGACAUUGAUUUUGCAGCCAUAAACUGAGCGUUUAUGAUUUUUCAAACUAUUUCCUCUUCAAAGUUGCAAAGUGUUGAUGCUUCUGACGAUAGUUGAUACCGGACGUUGAAACAGAUAUGGAACCGUUUAUGGCUUGAGGCUGUAGUUAUUAAAGCCUGAUGUUGUCUAGUGGUUUUGAUGCAUUUGUACUGCUUGAUUUUAGCCCCAGUGUUUAGAAUCCUCUGUAAUAAUGUGUGGUUUUCUUUGUUGCUGUACAGUUAAAUGCAACUAUCAGAUGAAUAUUAACUCACAGAUUGAAAAGAUUUCAUCUUAGUAUACAAACCGAAAUAAAGAUCAUGCAGGCAGGAA
Messenger RNA from Lethenteron reissneri (Far Eastern brook lamprey), 6146 nucleotides. Its product is annotated as RNA-binding protein 15-like. The record is from RefSeq and is a predicted model, not a curated record. Gene Ontology annotation, molecular function: RNA binding. Lineage: Eukaryota; Metazoa; Chordata; Hyperoartia; Petromyzontiformes; Petromyzontidae.